Messenger RNA from Trichogramma pretiosum, 948 nucleotides. RefSeq lists its product as uncharacterized. The transcript has 4 exons. NCBI's taxonomy places the organism in Eukaryota, Metazoa, Arthropoda, Insecta, Hymenoptera, Trichogrammatidae. The coding region runs from base 531 to 887 and encodes 118 amino acids. The record is from RefSeq and is a predicted model, not a curated record.
AGCACAGACGAGCAACAGCGAGCCUAUACCGAGAAUGCUAUAAAAAAAUCGACGCGUUCGGCGGUAGAGAAAAGCCUACAGGGCCUAGCCAGAGCUGGUGCCUUUAGGCCGCGACCGGCCUGUGCUGCACGAGCCAAUUACUCCAGCGAUAGGCCCCGAUAAGUUGGAAAUCCGAAGACAGCCUGGUUGGAUCGCAAGGGGCUCGCUGCCAGUCGAUCGGGACGGUGUAUUAUACUCGAGCAACAACUACUACUGCAAGAAUUACUACUGCAUAUUCGUUGGCAAACUGCACCUCCGCGUUCAUUCACUGCGGCCAAAGCGGCGUAUAGUACUGUAGCACCUGUACGAUCGCGCGCCUCUAUAUCUAUACAGCUGUUCGUUUAUCAAAAUUCUGAUGGAUAUUCAAGCAAUAAUAUGAAAAAUUCCAAAGCGCGUGAGUUUUUUUGAAAAAGUAAAAUGUGAAUGAAAAAUACUAGAGGGACGAAUAAAAAGGGAGGACAAAAAGUAAAACGGGAAGACUCGAAGACAAAAUGUGUAUUCCUCAAGUCGUCAGAGAGCCCAUAGAGAAUUGCUUCGACGACAUGAUGCUCGCUAUCCCAGUCCUGCAAUUCGAAUUCGAUGAGAUCGAAGAGAUGGAGGAAAUUGACGUGGAUAAUAUGCCGAAUUUCCUCGAGAAUCCGGACGACGAGGACGACGGCGAGAUCCUCGAAUACGUGCGAUGGAUCGAAGAGGAACGAGUGAACCAGCGUCUAGAGGAGCAUCACAUCAACUACUGCCAUCAGGAAAACUGGGAUCCAGAAGCGGCUCAUCUGAUCUGCGAGGUUUGCCGUCGCUCCUUGGACAAGCCGGGCAUCACACUGGACAUUGUUAGAUUGGCUGUUCAAUGAGCCGACUGCAAUUAACUUUUGUAAAUAAUUACAACAAAUUAUACAUAUACUUUUUAAAUAU